UCCUUUUGUUCUCGUUUCCCUCUCUCUCUUCUCUCCCUCUUCUCUCAUCUUCAUCAGCACAAACACACUCGUUCUUUUCCAUCCCAUCCCAUCCCAUCCCAUCACCACAUUCGUUUGAACAUCAACACAAUAUAGCCUACCUACAGAGUAGUGUAGCCGUCUACACUAGGUAUUCAGUCAGUCACUCGUUAACACCCAAAGGUAAACGAAAAACCGAUACAUCAUCAUCAUCAUCAUCAUCAAGAAAACUCAACAACAACAACAAUGUCCUUCAGAAUCGUCUCCUCCCUCGCCGUCCUGGCCACCGCCGUCCUGGCCAAGACCGACCUCGCCGGCUGCGUCUCCUCCGACUCCAUCUUCACGCCCACCCAGGGCGGCACCCCCUACGCCACCCGCGUCUGGUACCUCCCGGACACGGGCGAGAUCUGCGCCGCCCUCGACUGCGGCGGCGGCCGCGCCCCUCCCAAGACCACCGUCCCCGGUUGCGCCGCCUACGAGGGCACCGAGACCUACUCGCCCUCCUUCCUGCCCCUCAAGACCACCGCCGCCGACGCCGUCGCCCAGACAACCCUGCCGACCGUCACCACCUCCGUCCCGGAGACUGCGGCCGUCACCACCGCCACGGGUAUCGCCAGCAGCACUGGCACCGCCACCGGCGAGAGUGCUCUCGCGACGGGCACCAAGUCCGCCGAGACUGAAAAGGUCGAGAGCCUGACCGGAAGCGAGGUCGCCACCUCGCCCGCUUCGGAGCCCACCACCACCACUACCGCCGCCGUCUUCCCCGACGUCGGAGGCAACGCUACGGCCACGUUCUUGGUGUCGACCACGUCGGGAGUCAGGCGCCAGACCUCCAUCCUGGGCGGCGGUUCUGCUGCGACGGCCGGCACUUCGGCCACCAACAGCCCCAACGCCGCCGCCGCCCCUACCGGUGCGUCCCGUGAGCUUUUCGGUCUCGUCGCCGGCGUGGCCAUUGGUGCGGUUCUGUUGUAAACAUGAUUUUGUUUUGCUUUUUUC
Colletotrichum destructivum is the source of this 1014-nucleotide messenger RNA. RefSeq lists its product as uncharacterized. NCBI's taxonomy places the organism in Eukaryota, Fungi, Ascomycota, Sordariomycetes, Glomerellales, Glomerellaceae. The record is from RefSeq and is a predicted model, not a curated record. The transcript has a single exon. Bases 265 to 990 code for a protein of 241 amino acids.